Messenger RNA from Jatropha curcas, 1787 nucleotides. RefSeq names its product cobalt ion transmembrane transporter (gene ABCI12). Lineage: Eukaryota; Viridiplantae; Streptophyta; Magnoliopsida; Malpighiales; Euphorbiaceae. The record is from RefSeq and is a predicted model, not a curated record. Gene Ontology annotation, cellular component: chloroplast.
AUAUGUUAACCCAUAUCAACACCCAUUGAGAGGAAAAACGACGUAUCGUCUGGAUAGCAACAGCACUUUCGUGGAUUUAAUAACGACUUCUAUAUUAUUAUCGUCUUUCACAAACGGCAACUGUUUGUUACGUCGUUUUAGGAAGAUUUACGCUACACCAUUGCUGUUUCUGCUGCGUUCGUCACUUUCAUUCUUCUCGACCGAUGAACUCCACGCACAAUACAAUCCUAACCACAGUUUCCCCUUCUCUGCCCUCCAAAUUUCGAAACCCUAAAACCUUAAUUCCGCAUAAUUCAUCUCAAAUUCACGCUCAAUACCGCCUAGGCUCUACGCCUGCUAUAUCCCUUCAUAAAAAGCGUAAAAAUUUGGAGCUGAGGGUCUUCAAAACUAGAGCUUCAGGCAACAAUACUGGUGAGACGGAGAACUGGGUAAACCGUUUACCGACCAGUGGUUUGGCAGCCGACAAGAUUUUUAGACUGAUUUCGAGUGCUACCGCGAGUCCCAUUGGCCAGUUCAUAUCUUCACCCACUACAUUUCUGCACUCUGUUGAUCCUCGAGUGAAAUUGAUAUGGCUUUUGGCCUUAGUUGUUUUACCAGCACGAUCACAUCUAAUAAUGCGUUUUGGAUUGGUAGUGUUCCUUGCUCUUCUGUCAAUAUGGAUUCUCCCGAGACAAGUUUGGAUGGAUCAAUUGGGAAGGGUGUCAUUGCUUUCUGGAAUUCUGUUCAUAAUGUUGGGGCUGGGUUCAGAUAGUGCACCUCCACUUGUCCAGUCAAGAACUCCACCACCUGCAAUGAUGGGCUUGCCUAAUCUCCCUGCAUCUUUGGGGAGUUAUUCGUAUUUGAUUGUGAAGUUAGGACCAUUACAGUUUACAAGGAAGGGGUUAUCAGUAGCAAGCACAGCAGCAUGCUUAACAUUUACUAUUUUCCAAAGUGCAAGCCUCUGUCUGGCAACCACAACUCCGGAAAAAUUGGUGUCUGCCUUGCGGUGGUUUAUGCUUCCUUUGAGAUAUAUUGGAGUUCCGGUGGCUGAAAUUACUCUUACUCUCUUACUGUCUUUGAGGUUCAUCAAUCUAGUUUUUGAUGAGGUCCGUAAUGUUGCACUAGGGGUUGUAUCUCGUAGGAUAAAUUGGCAGCAACUGACAGUGAUGGAGACAAUUGAUAUUUUUGCUUCUUACGUACGUCGAAUCUUCAAGAAUAUUUUUAACCAUGCAGAGCAGAUUUCUCAGGCCAUGAUUCUACGAGGCUUUAGAGGGGACAGCAACUCUUAUAAAAUCUACUUCUUAUCAGAGUCAUCAAUUGGGAUGGCAGAUUUUAUUUCCAUGUUGUGCCUGAUUGGCAUUGUCAGUGGAGCUUUUCUAUCUGAUUAUUUGCUUGUAUGAGUGCCAUGAUGCUGUUGCUUAGGCAAGGUCACUCUAUCCCAAAAAGAUCCUACCAGGAAUUUCAAAUGUCUUUUCUUAGCUUUUCCUGAAGCCAUGUACUGUUCAAUAUGAUCUGCAGUACAGAUUCAGCCGCUAGUUAGUGGAAGAUUGUUAUAUGGCAGGGGAAAAUUUCACAAUCUACUGAACAUAAUACUUGUCAAUGACUGGUGAUUUUAGCUUGACUAUCAAAUCAAUCUAGAAUGCACCAUAUUGUCUACUAACAUGCUGAAGAGUUGGCGAAUUCUCGCGUUUUGAUAGUACCAGCUGGUCUGGGGAGGGGAAUAUAUUGUAUUAUUUAGUGAUAUUGUUAGUCUAAAUGGAAUAUUUUCAUUUCAUUAUGGUCAAUGAAGCUUGUUUCAAUUGUUAUCA